Messenger RNA from Beta vulgaris subsp. vulgaris (sugar beet), 1459 nucleotides. Its product is annotated as probable strigolactone esterase DAD2. The record is from RefSeq and is a predicted model, not a curated record. Lineage: Eukaryota; Viridiplantae; Streptophyta; Magnoliopsida; Caryophyllales; Amaranthaceae. The transcript is spliced from 2 exons. Bases 237 to 1067 code for a protein of 276 amino acids.
AUGUUAGUUUUAAAAACCAGAUAACGUUGCAACCAAUAUCGUCUCACAUUCCCACCCACCCACUCCUUUUAUAGUUGUCUACCCACCAAUACUUUCUAUUACAAAAUAUAAUUCUUAUUCAUACUAAUCCAAAACACCUCAUCUUUCUUCAUAUUUAUACUCUCAGUCUUUUUUUUUCAGUAGUAGUAUUAGUGCACGCAACACAUAAUAGAUUAAGCUAAGAAUCUACUUUUAGUAUGGGCCAGAAUUUGUUGCAAGCACUAAAUGUGCGUGUAGAAGGGACGGGUGAGAAUUACUUGGUGUUAGCUCAUGGCUUUGGUACUGACCAAUCGGCGUGGCAAAGAAUACUUCCCUACUUUACUCCUUACUACCGCGUGAUCCUCUAUGACUUGGCUUGUGCGGGUAGUGUCAACCCCGACUUCUUCGACUUCCGGCGAUACACGACACUCGAUGCGUACGUCGAUGAUCUCCUCGACAUCCUCGAUGCGUUGGGUGUCACGCGCUGUGCCUAUGUUGGUCAUUCUGUUUCUGCUAUGAUUGGACUUCUUGCUUCUAUUCGUCGCCGUGAACUCUUUUCUAAGCUCAUACUUAUUGGUGCUUCUCCUAGGUUCUUGAACGACCAUGAUUAUCAUGGAGGAUUUGAGGAAGGUGAGAUAGAGACAGUAUUCUCAGCAAUGGAAGCAAAUUAUGCAGCAUGGGUGAAUGGGUUUGCUCCCUUGGCAGUAGGUGCAGAUGUGCCAACUGCAGUGCGCGAAUUUAGUAGGACAUUAUUCAACAUGAGGCCUGAUAUAUCACUUUUUGUUUGUAGGACCGUAUUUAGUAGUGAUUUUAGGGGUGUUCUUGGACUAGUAAGAGUGCCGUGUUACAUUAUUCAAACAGCCAAAGACAUGUCAGUACCAGCAUCUGUUGCUACCUACAUGAAAAACCAUCUUGGUGGUAAGGGCACUGUCAUUAUGCUUAAUACUGAAGGUCAUUUACCACAUCUUAGUGCUCCUGCUCAAUUGGCUCAAGCCCUUAGAAGAGCCCUCUCGCAGUCUCAGUCUCAGUCACAGUCACAGUCACAGUGAGAUUUUAUCUUAUUUGUCAUGUAUCAUCUAUGAUAUAUACAUGUGCAUCCAUGUAUGUUUGGAUGGUAUGCUACAGAGAACAUUUUUUUUUUUUUUUUUUUUUGGGAUCAAGGAACAAGUAUACUCAAUAUAUGAGAUAAUAUAAUUGAUUCAAAAACUUUUUUGCACUGUAUUCUUUACUAAACAGAACUUGUGUUUGCAUAGAACUUGUGUUUGCAUAUGGCUGAUGCCUUAGGAAUUGGAGUUGGCUCAAGUAAUGAGUUUUUUCAUAUUUUCUAGUAAGGUCUCCUGGCUUGUAAUGUGCUUUACGGUGGGGAUCCUGUGCGAGGACAGUCUAGAGGAAUUCUUCUUACCAAUUGUUUUUUUUAAAAAAAAGAAUGGGUGAUGCCUCA